This is a messenger RNA of Ostrea edulis (European flat oyster), 2085 nucleotides long. RefSeq lists its product as uncharacterized. The record is from RefSeq and is a predicted model, not a curated record. The coding region runs from base 1076 to 1546 and encodes 156 amino acids. The transcript is spliced from 4 exons. Lineage: Eukaryota; Metazoa; Mollusca; Bivalvia; Ostreida; Ostreidae.
AAUGCGUACGGUUAACAGAAUGAAUAACGUCAAUUUCUAGGGGUGGGUGGGUGAUAUAUUACAAUUAAUUCAAUAUAGUUGUCUUCAUAGUACGAAUCCUCGAAUUUUAAAAUUUCCACGAACAAAAGAAACAACUACAAUAAUUUUAACGGUUACCAAAAAAAAAAUUAAGUUCUCUCGUGUAAGAGCAUUUGUGUUUAACCAGGAAAAGAAGUGCAACAAUCCAAUUCAGUUUUGGUGACACUGAUGUUAAAUGGAAAGGCGACAUAAAAAGCUACGAUCUGGACAAAUCAAUUUGUAAAAUUUUGAUUCCUAUGUUAUCAUGCUCUUUGAGGCACUCCAAAAAUCUACAGGAAACGACUUUUAAAGGAGCCAUUUUUCCAUAUCCUAUUCCGAAUGUUUCUGCAAAAGAAUGUUAAGAUAAUUUUCUUUGCGUAUAUCUAAUAACAUCUGUCUGACUCGGAAAAUUCAAGUUGCGAAGCAUAAAUUCAACACCUGAUCAACUUGGAAAGAUUGAAAAUCUUGUAGGUUGAUUAAUUUUCUUAGCAACUUUGCUUUAUAUCGAAUAAUUCAUAAAUCAAUAAUGAGCCUAUGCUAUCAUGCUUAGGUGAAAUAAAGCAUGCAUUCUGACAGCAGACACAAACAUUUGAUUCCUGCUGAUACUAGUGCGGAAGCGUGCCGUUUUAACGUUCAUCGGAUGGUAGUUACCACAAGUCACAUACAUAUCCUCAAACCUUCAAGUCCGAAGCCAUUACAACAAGCCAAGCUUUAUUUCCAAAAAGGAGGGGUUACGUUAGUGAAAUAAAAAAUCUAUAAACAUUCUGUUUCAUGAUGUGUUAGUUUCACGAUCUGCUGAAGAUCGAAAAUUAGAAUUGAGGAAGAUAGGACAAUUAUUGGAAAAAGCACAUCCCUGGACCCGCGCGUCAGCUUAUAAACUGUUUGUGUUAAACAUUAACUUUAUCUGGAACCGAGGUGGUAUAUAGUAAAGAGACGCAUUUAAGUGAAUGGACAGCAAACCAAGGUGUCUAAUUCUGCUCUGAGUACCAACUGUGCAAUUUCAAAAAAAAUUGUUACGAUGGCUGAGUCCGUUACAAACUCGGUCUCGGAGAAAGGAAUAAUUGUGAUGGCAGUUGACUAUAGUAAAAAUUCGGAAUGGGCUUUUGACUGGUAUGUGACGAAUUUCCACAAGCCGGGGAACAAAGUAAUUCUCCUUCACGUACCGGAGAGCUACAUCAACGCCACCACCAUGAGUCCUGGCCGAGUCGUGGAGCUGCAAAGAGAGUCAGAUGGGAAAACAUCAGAUCUUAAACAGAAAUUUAUUGACAAAGCCAGCAAAUUAGGGAUCGAGGCUGAAUUCCGAGUAGAAAAUGCCGACAAACCUGGUCAUGCUAUUGUAGAUGUCGCCCAGAAAGAGAACGCCACCUUUGUUGUCACUGGCACACGAGGAAUGGGCAAGUUCCGGAGGACAAUUAUGGGCAGCGUCAGUGAUUUCGUCGUCCAUCAUGCCCAUUGCCCAGUUUUAGUUUGUAGACACAAAGAAAAGUAGAUUGAAUUAGUAUCGACCUAUUCCACGCUGCGCGCCAGUAGCUACAUGUGUGUACAGCUACACAACUGGUGUCUGUAUUAAGAGUGUACAGUAAAUAUUUACUCAUGGACAGGUGCAUCUUUUAUUCGUUAAAGUAAUUUAGAUUCAGACAACAUUUUACAUGAACCUAUUAAAAUCUGAUUUAAAAAGUUCCCGACAGAGGUAUAUUUUUCUUUCUUUUAUUCAUCGUUUUAUUCGUCUGAUACAUGUUUUCAUACACACAGAACAGGAUAGUGAUUUAUAGACCCUAGCUCAGUGUCGCAUCGUCGAAUCUUGUUUGUUUAUCAGUUGUAAGCAUUAAGACACACACUCUUUAGAGCUCUCAGCUGUUGGUAAUUUUGUUGUUGCGAUUUUAUGCUGUUUUGAUGACAGGAAUGGGUGUUGUAUGGAAUGGAAAUUAAUGUAACUCUAUGUUGUGAUUGUCUCUCAUGCUUAUCAUGAUAGGGUAUUAUUUAUUGUUCUGUGUUUUGAUUUUUAAAGAAAUAAAAUAGCAAACUUUA